Paramisgurnus dabryanus is the source of this 1830-nucleotide messenger RNA. RefSeq names its product NK6 homeobox 2 (gene nkx6-2). Gene Ontology annotation, cellular component: nucleus. Gene Ontology annotation, biological process: regulation of transcription by RNA polymerase II; cell differentiation. Gene Ontology annotation, molecular function: DNA-binding transcription factor activity, RNA polymerase II-specific; RNA polymerase II cis-regulatory region sequence-specific DNA binding. The record is from RefSeq and is a predicted model, not a curated record. Lineage: Eukaryota; Metazoa; Chordata; Actinopteri; Cypriniformes; Cobitidae.
CGCUACAAUAAGCGCUUGAUGGAGUGCGCCUUUGUCACGUCGAUGCGCAUGCAAAUCCGCCGCUCGCGCCCUCCAAUCAGCGAGCGGCGUCACUUCGCUUCUUCCAAUAGGAGAAACGCGCUCGCAGGUGGCAGCGCGGUUAUCAGCUCUUCCCAUUGCGCUCACAUCACAGCCAAGAGUCCAUUCAACCCAGACCCGACGUUCAGAUGCGGGCUAUCGAAGCGCUCGAAGCGGGCGUAAGAUCUCCCGACAGCCGCCGACUGGAUUUCGCGUCAGGACGCGUGUGAAACUGCAGACACCACAGUGGGAGGUUCGGGUCAAACCCUUUGCCUUGGAGAACACUUGAAAACUUUUAACGUACACUUGCAAAGUUGCAAAAGGGCUGUGCGCGGUCGCGUCGCCUUGGAUAAGCUGACAAGUUGCGGGCGCAAAACUUCGCGCGGUUGUACUUUUUAUGUAUUUUCUUUCACGGCGCGUCCUGUGGUUCAUUCGUACCAAUGUUAGCUGUGGGGCAGAUGGAUACUAACAGACAGAGCGCGUUCGUCUUGGGCAGUACUCCACUGGCCGCGCUGCACAACAUGACUGAGAUGAAGAACUCUUUAUUUCCGUACACCCUGCAGAACCCCGCCGGGUUCAAAGCUCCUUCUUUCACCAAUCUGAACUCUCAGCUCGCGCUGGGAACUCCGCAUGGAAUAAGCGAUAUACUGGGGAGACCCAUCACUUCAGCUGGACAGCUGCUUUCGGGCUUUCCCAGGAUCAACGGCUUGACCACAUCGGCCGGGAUGUACUUUAACCCCGCGGCCGUGUCUCGGUACCCCAAACCCUUGACGGAGUUGCCCGGGAGGGCGCCUAUUUUCUGGCCGGGAAUGAUGCAGGGUUCGCCCUGGAGAGACCCGCGGGUGCCCUGUCACGCCCAAGCAAACAUGAUGUUGGACAAAGAUGGCAAAAAGAAACACUCCAGGCCAACUUUCUCAGGACAGCAGAUCUUCGCCCUGGAGAAAACUUUCGAGCAGACCAAAUAUCUAGCCGGUCCAGAGAGAGCUCGACUCGCUUAUUCCCUGGGAAUGACCGAAAGUCAAGUCAAGGUGUGGUUUCAAAACAGAAGGACCAAAUGGCGUAAGAGACACGCGGCUGAAAUGGCCACGGCCAAGAAGAAACACGAUUCAGAGACGGAGAAGAUGAAGGAAAGCUCAGAUGAUGAAGAAUACAACAAACCUCUGGACCCAAACUCCGACGACGAGAAGAUCACGAGACUGUUGAAAAAGCACAAGGCCAGCAGCGUGAAUCUGAUCAGCCCGUGCAGCAACAGCUCGGACACUUUGUGAUCGGACUCGAGGCUGUCUCAGAGGCACGAGGCAGAGUUAACCAGGGUAUUAAACACGCGGAGAGACUCUUAUAGCUGUACAGUUACGCGCGUGUACUUCAGAUGUAUAUAUAUUUUUUACUGAGUAAAUUAUGUUAUUGAACCUUCACGUGCCAGCUCUCCAACAGCCAUCAUCAUCAUCCUCACAUGCUGAAGGUCUUUAUUUCUUCAGAUGGAUAACGGCGCCUAAAAGUUUCAAAAGAUGUUUUUUUAUUUCACAAGCAGAUACACAAAGUGUAUGAAAAGCAGAGUGUUGUAAAUGAUGUGAAUAGAUUUGGUUUUAACACAAUGUUCCUCUGGCUGCUUUAUAAUUUCAGUGAAGUUUAUGUUUGAUCUCUCAGCACGAAAAUCACACAGAGAUGGACAUGAAAUAUCGGAUGAAGAGAAUAUUAUUACUUCCGUGCUGAAGGAAGAAAAAUCUUUGUAUUAUCAAUAAAUUAUUUAACAAGCCAAUCUUUUAAAUAUGU